Molecule: messenger RNA, 3384 nt
Organism: Larimichthys crocea (large yellow croaker)
Lineage: Eukaryota; Metazoa; Chordata; Actinopteri; Sciaenidae
Product: alpha-1,6-mannosyl-glycoprotein 2-beta-N-acetylglucosaminyltransferase
Exons: 2
Coding region: 405-1667 (420 amino acids)
Biological process (GO): protein N-linked glycosylation; oligosaccharide biosynthetic process
Cellular component (GO): Golgi membrane; Golgi stack
Molecular function (GO): alpha-1,6-mannosylglycoprotein 2-beta-N-acetylglucosaminyltransferase activity
Source: RefSeq, a predicted model, not a curated record
CGAGCAGGAGCUCGGUCUCUGCCCCCGUUGGUUGAGUUGUACACGUCAGCAGUCAAUAAGUUGUAGCCAAGAUGUUUCACGGUCCCAGCAUCCUCUUCCUGGUGCGAGCGUGUUGACACAUUACACCUAGUUCGGGGGUGGCAAAGAACGAACGACAGAAGCGACAAAUGACACGGUUUUAAAGUGGGAGCAGUGCCGCGAGAGGAAACGCGGACAUCACGAAACGUUUGACACUUCGAGACGCACGUCACGCGACGUCGGGCUGCUUAGAGCAGAAGUUAGGAGGUUUUUUACCGGCGCGAGGAGCCCGCGUUUCCAAACAAGUUUACAAUGAAGACGCUCGCGAUAAGGUGAAUGAGAGCCAUUGCUGUUGUAGUCCAAAGUCUGUUUUUUAUUUAGAGAAAAUGAGGUUUCGGCUGCUCAAGAAGAACCUGCUAGCUCUGUUGGGUGUUUCCUUUGUGGUUGUGACUCUUCUCUUUUCAACACGUGUGUUAUUAUUGUCUGAUAAUGACACAAGUGGACAUAAUAAUGAUAAUAAUAUCAUUUCGGUACGUGGACAUUCUGGUGAAAUGGUGAAGUUCAACUUUGGUUCACUGCCAGAAUUGACUCAGUCUGUUUACAGUGCCAAUUACAAACAGUGUGUGCACAAUGCGAACAAGUUUCCAGGCGAGCCUCAACUGGUGCUGGUUGUGCAGGUCCACAACAGGCCUGAAUACCUCAGACUGCUCAUCAAGUCGCUGGAGAAAGCUGCAGAGGUCCACAGCUUCCUCCUUAUCUUUAGCCAUGACUAUUUUUCAGAGGAAAUAAACGCCAUUGUGCAAGGGAUAACUUUCUGCAAAGUGCUACAAAUUUAUUUCCCCUUCAGCUCUCAGCUGUAUCCCAGUGAGUUUCCUGGACAGGAUCCACGAGACUGCCCUCGAGACAUAUCCAAGGCCGACGCUCUGAAAACAGGAUGCCUCAACGCAGAACACCCUGACUCCUAUGGACACUACAGGGAAGCCUUCAUCACUCAAACCAAACACCACUGGUGGUGGAAGCUGCACUUUGUCUGGGAGCGAGUGCAGGCGAUGCAGGGCUACAGCGGCUUUGUAAUCUUUCUGGAGGAGGACAACUACAUCUUACCUGACUUUUUCCAUUUCUAUAAAUCGAUGAUAGAGUUCAGGAAGAGCAGCUGCCCAGAUUGUGACAUGCUGGCUUUGGGUAACCAUGACAGCCUGAGUGAUUUUACCAGACUGUCCAAUAAGGUGUUGACCACUGGGUGGAUGUCCACUAAACACAACAUAGGCAUGGCUAUCUCCAGGGAGGUGUAUUACAAACUGAUGGGCUGCAACAACGAAUUCUGCACCUAUGACGACUACAACUGGGACUGGACUCUGCAGCACCUCUCUGGAGCCUGCAUAUCAAAGCCCAUCAAAGUGCUCGUGGCACAGGGCUCCAGGGUUCUCCACACAGGGGACUGUGGUCUUCACCAGAAGGAGAAAUGCAGGCCAGAAUGGGCCUUACAGAGGGUCGAGGACAGUCUUCAAGCAGCAAAGGACGGCCUAUUUCCUGCAUCUCUUGCUCUUAGUGGUGCUGAACCAGUGGAGCACAAGGCACACAUGAAGAAUGGAGGAUGGGGAGAUGUCCGAGACCAUAUUCUAUGCAAGAACUAUGCCAAACGUCUUUGAACUGUAGCUUUUCUUUAAGUAACAUGGGUAAAACGCUGGUAUUCUGCAGAUGUGCCAUUCACACACAACUUUUCAGGGUUUCAGAGGCUGCAGUGGGCUGCAUUUUCACUUCAAGUGUGUUUAUGUUGUCUCCCAGCGAGGUCUUCGGCAUAGUAGGACCAAACCAAGCCCAGGCAUGUUGCAUGUACACAGCCAAACUUCAGCUUGUCUUCUAAUCUUUUACUUUUAAUCACCAAAGCUGCACAGUUGCCAAAGACUUUUGAUGUUUUUGUUGCGUGUAAUUCAUUCAAGCUCGCUCAUGCAGUUCAAUUUCAUGUCUCCAGGUUUGUUUAUCUCUGGGUGUCUCACAAGCCAAAACAUUAGAUUAGAUUUAUUGCACAGUGAUGGGGAAAUAUUGUGUGUAUGUUCAUACACUAAAAUGCAAAUAUAUUUCAACACUGCACAGAAUCCUGCACAGGAUGCUCACUGUGUUAGUUUGUGGUGAAUGUUUGUCGUGCGUUGCUUUUAUGAAACAUUGAGUUCCGUUUUUUCUUUGUGUUUUUUUUUUUUUUUUUUUUUUUUUUUUUUUUUUUUUUUAAUGGUACGAAGUGCAACAACAAAAAGGCACAUGUACUGUACAGACUUGUAGUUUUAAUCUUAAAUCUAUGGGGCAAGUUGUAGUUCAUUAACAGUGAUCAUGCACAUAAUGGAAUUCGUGUUACUGAAUGUAACCUUCAGUGUCUGUCUGUUAUAACCAGGGGUCUGUUUUUUUUCCGAGGUGAGGUCUCCUGACACCACUCACUUAAUCAGUCUCCUUCUCACUGUAUUGAUCCCUGGUUGCUACAGUGAGAGCUGGUCUGAUAUUGAUUUUUUUUUUGGACUGUAUAUUUGCUUUUUGAUGGGCAAAAAGUGACCUUUUGGAGUUUUGUUCUGGAGUUUUUUUUUUCUUUUCUGUCUGUGUUCUGUAAACACUAGGCUCAUCUGUGAUUCUGCAUGUCUAUAUUUGCACCUUCUUUGUUAGAAUUUAUUGUGGGAUAUAACAAAGUGAAAACAGAAUGAAUUGCAUUCUGGCAUUCAUUUGAUAGUUAGUGCCUUUAUUACAGUGUUAAACUGAGAAAAACGAACACCAGCGUGUUGAUUUUUGCCUUAAAGCUGACCAUAAGUGCCUUCUGAUUGUUCCUUUGUGCCUACACUUAUUUUUAAAGAGAUUUUUAAAGGUGCACUGAUUAAGUACUUACAUGCAUUUGUCAAUGCUGGGGACUUGUAGUCCUCCUGAUAGAUAUAUUUUUCUUUUGGCUGUGUCUUUAUUCACAAGACAUUGAGGGAAAAUUAAAUGUGAAUUCUAAUUCCACACAAAUCUUCACUGUGCAGUAAAAUGAUCGCACCACUGCAGGCGAGAGAGCGGCUCUGCGGAUAAGUGGUUUAACCUGAUGUCUGUGCACCUCGGGGCGCUUUGUGGGGAUAGUCGAGAAAUCUGAAAUAAAUGCGAUAAUGAAUCAAUUAUCUUUUAUGUUAUGUUGAAAAGUACAAUCAGUUCUUUAUGAACAUGGCAAACAUGACUGAAAUUACAAAUAUGAACUUUGUAACGUGGACUUUCUUUGACGUAUGAGGGUUGUUUUGAUGAUUCCUGGGUUGGUGAGGUGAGAUGAGAUUUCUUUUGCUGGUUUCUUUGUGAUUAUCACUUGAAAUAGCCUGAUGUUUGCCAAAUGUGGAGAAAAAAUAAAAGAUUGAAUUUUCA